ACGUCACCGAGGACAUAAGCUGAGGCUAUUGCUUUGCUAUAUAUAAUCCGUAUCAGCGUGGCUGUUGCUCUGUUCUUUUUCAUGUUGCAAGCGGUUCUAAAUUCGACAAGCUUUUGAGAAAUGGCAACGGCAGCAGCAAUUAGAUUCUUUGAAUUGAAUACAGGAGCCAAAAUCCCGUCGUUUGGGUUUGGAACGUGGCAGUCUGCUCCUGGUGUAGUCGCAGACGCCGUUACCACCGCCGUUAAGGCGGGAUAUCGUCACAUCGAUUGUGCUUCGGCUUAUGGCAAUGAGAAGGAGAUUGGUGAUGCGCUGAAGAAACUGUUUGCUGAAAGUGUAGUGAAGCGUGAAGAUUUAUGGAUCACCUCCAAACUCUGGUGUACAAAUCAUGCUCCAGAAGAUGUACCCAAGGCAUUGGAUCAAACUUUACAAGACUUGCAACUUGACUACCUCGAUCUAUAUCUGAUCCACUGGCCGGUUAGCAUGAAAAAGGACUCAGUUGGGUUCAAGCCUGAAAACCUUAGCCAACCUAAUAUACCAAAUACAUGGAAAGCAAUGGAGGGGUUAUAUGAUUCUGGUAAGGCUCGAGCUAUCGGAGUGAGUAAUUUCUCUUCGAAGAAACUUGGGGAUCUGUUGGAAGUAGCACGUGUGCCUCCUGCCGUUAAUCAAGUGGAGUGCCAUCCCUCGUGGCAGCAGCAAAAGUUCCAUGCAUUCUGUAAAUCCAAAGGAGUUCACCUAACUGGGUACUCGCCACUGGGCUCCCCAGGUACAGGAUUUAUCAAGAGUGAUGUUCUCAAGAAUCCGAUUAUCAUUAUGGUAGCAGAGAAAAUAGGCAAGACUCCAGCACAAGUGGCUCUUCGCUGGGGACUCCAGAUGGGUCAUAGUGUGAUUCCCAAGAGUACAAAUGAGGCAAGGAUCAAGGAGAACUUAGAUGUUUUUGACUGGUCUAUACCUGAAGACUUGUUUGUCAAGUUUACUGAAAUUCAGCAGGGGAGGCUAAUUAAGGGUACUGCAUUUGUGCAUGAGACUCUGGGUGGAUACAAGACUGUUGAAGAACUGUGGGAUGGCGAAUUAUGAAGAAACACUGGAUUCUUCAAAAUGUGGGAUUUGAGCCACAUUUUACUAAUUAAACGUCUUAGACCUUCUGGAACUCUUGAAUAAAAUUGACUCUCCCUCUGAAACUCAAAAGAGUAAAACAGUAAAAGAGCUUUGUUGAGCAUCUGAGAGAGAUAAACUAAGUUGUGUGGUGAUUUUGCA
Messenger RNA from Pistacia vera, 1254 nucleotides. Its product is annotated as NADPH-dependent aldo-keto reductase, chloroplastic-like. Gene Ontology annotation, molecular function: aldose reductase (NADPH) activity. The transcript has 7 exons. Bases 121 to 1074 code for a protein of 317 amino acids. The record is from RefSeq and is a predicted model, not a curated record. Gene Ontology annotation, cellular component: cytosol. NCBI's taxonomy places the organism in Eukaryota, Viridiplantae, Streptophyta, Magnoliopsida, Sapindales, Anacardiaceae.